Molecule: messenger RNA, 786 nt
Organism: Peronospora matthiolae
Lineage: Eukaryota; Oomycota; Peronosporomycetes; Peronosporales; Peronosporaceae
Source: the annotation of a GenBank genome assembly
AUGGAGGUGAAGAAAUGUGAAAGAGGAGAGGAAGAGAUCCUGGGCAUGUUAGCAGCGAGUACCACUCCGAGAGGAGAAGUGGAAGAGAUGCUGAUUGCGAUCUCCCCACGAAAAGACUGUCGACUCAAAAUAUCGAUGCCUCCUCUAACGGUGGAAACAGAUGAGGAGUUGCUGGUGGCCAGUUUCGAUGGAUCGGCUACGAUAAAAAAGAAAGGAGGGUCGUUCAGUGCCGUGAUAUGGAAGUUACCCGAAUGGACGAUCGUGGCGUCCGAAUCGAGAUAUGUUCACGAUCUGACUGUGAAUGAAGCUGAGUAUAAUGGCUUGCUACUGUGCUUUGAGUUACUCGCCGAUCUGGAUAGGGGGCGAGUAAUACUGUGUGGAGAUUCCAGUCUGGUGAUUCGACAGAUGCGCGGUGAGAUCGACUGCAAGGCACCGGGCCCUCAGCUUCUGAGACACAAAGCGUUGGAGAAGCUGCAGUCAUGGCCUAGUCACGAGUUUCUGCAUAUGAAGCGAGAGUGGAAUCAGAGCGCAUAUCGACUAGCCAGCACAGCAUUGCAGAGCGAAAAGGGAAGAACUGUUGUAGCUGAAGAGGAUCGGCAAGAUCUGAUGACUCUGAACCGUCUCGAUGAAUUGUUGAAGCCCAAGCAAGAUGGUCAUCUAGCUCGGGUAACUGCGAUCGCGAGAUCAGCCAGGAGGAUACGUCAUGAACCUGAAGUGAUACAGGAGGAGAUAUUACAGAGGAUCAGGAUUCAACGAAUUGUCCAAGCUCAAGAUGAAGAGCGUUGA